Molecule: messenger RNA, 2042 nt
Organism: Radiomyces spectabilis
Lineage: Eukaryota; Fungi; Mucoromycota; Mucoromycetes; Mucorales; Radiomycetaceae
Product: major facilitator superfamily domain-containing protein
Exons: 3
Coding region: 142-1575 (477 amino acids)
Source: RefSeq, a predicted model, not a curated record
GAUUGUCAUACGACUGUGAUUUUUCAAGGGUGGUGGGAUUAUAUAAAGACCGGCUUUCAUUCCUCCCUUCCUGAGAAAGCACCACUUCACAAAAAAGCUCUCUUUCUUUUUUUUAACUUCUAAGCUAUCCCUUUUCCUAUAAUGGGUAUCCUAGAGAAGCUUCCUUUUCGCCUCAACAGUCCCAAUUUCCAGGUUUUCCUGGUAGGCUUCAUCUGUUUCUGUUGUCCGGGUAUGUUCAAUGCCCUCAACGGUAUGGGUGGUGCUGGUAAAGCCGACAGAACAGCUACGGAUAACGCCAAUACCGCUUUGGCCAUCACUUUCACUAUUUGUUCUUUGAUCGGUGCUCCUGUCUAUAACAUCUUUGGUCAUCGUAUCCUUAUUCCUGCUGCUCUCUGUUACGUCCUCUAUGUUGGUUCCUACCUUACAAGCAACUCGGGUUUCACCAUCGCUACUGGUGCUAUUCUCGGUGUGGGUGCUGGUUUCUUGUGGACCGCUCAAGCUGGUAUCAUGAUGUCCUAUCCUCAAGAAAACGACAAGGGUAAAGCUUUCUCCAUCUUUUGGAUGGUGUUCAACUUGGGUGCCACCAUUGGUGCAGCUAUUCCUCUCGGUAACGACUGGCACAACACUAGCAGUGAAGUCGCCUCGACAACCUACAUCGGUUUCAUCAUCAUCAUGGCCUUUGGUGCUUUUUUGGCAUUUGCUUUGUUGCCGGCUAGCAAGGUCAUUCGCAGCGACGGUACCCCCGUUUCUCUUCACAAGUUCUCCAACUGGCGUCGUGAAGCUAUCGAAAUUUUCCGUCUUUUCCUUGACUGGCGUAUGCUUAUCUUGAUUCCUCUCUUUGCUGGCUCCAACUGGUUCUACACUUACCAGUUCCAAGUCUACAAUGGUGGCGGUUUCUUUGAUCUUCGUGCUCGUGGUCUUAACAACUUGCUCUACUGGCUCUUCCAAAUCAUCGGCGCUGGUUUCUUCGGCUGGCUUCUGGAUUUGACCGCUCUCGGUACCCGUAGACGUCGUGCUUUCAUCGGCAACACCUUGGUUCUCGUCAUUCUCAGCGCUCUUUGGAUCGGUUGUAUUUUCAUUCAAAAACGCUUUACACGUGAAUCCGUCAAAGAUCCCAACUUCAAGCAGAUCUCCGUCGAUUCUCCUGGCUAUGCUGGCUAUGUUAUCGAAUACGCUUUGUUCGGUUUUGCCGAUGCCAUCUAUCAAGGUUUCAUCUACUGGCUUUUGGGUACCAUGACGAACGAUACUGAACGUGCCGCUCGCUUUGGUGGUUUCUACAAGACCAUUCAGAACGCUGCCAACGCCAUCGCUUCGCAGAUCGAUGCCAUUCACACUCCUUUCAUGACCGAACUUGCCGUGACUUUUGCUAUCAACACCGCCGGUCUUAUCCUUGCUUACGUUGUCUGCUGGACAGUUCCCAACGUUACAAUCGAAGAAGUCGACAACCUUCAAGAUGGUGUGGGCGCUGAAAAGAUGAUUGGUGGUCGCGUGGAAACCAUCGAAGACGGUGCUCAUGAAUAUCCUGUGAAAUCGGAUUCUUAUUCCAUGGAGAAGAAGGAACCUUCCAUCCAUUAGUGAACGAUCCACCGAUUUUAUAACCUACAUUGAUGAAUGCAUCUUCCCCCGUCGAUCCUGCUGCUCAUCUUUUUUUUUAUUUGCCAUCACUUGUCCUAUUUUUUCUCUACCUUCUUUUCGAGCCCUGUUAUUUUUGGGUCUCUCUCUCCAUUUUUUUUUUCUAAUUCCUAUCACAGUUCUCGUUCGCUUUAUUCAAUUACUGCCGUAAUAUCUUCUUCUCUUUCUCUCUUCUUUCAAUACCACAUACGCUAAUAAAAUCAUGACAGCAAUCAAUGUCAAAAUAACGUCAAACAUAACGAAUACUGCAGGCAAUCUGACCCUGAGAAACUCAGCAAUAACAUCGUACAAACUUUAAAUUCAGUCAGCUUAUCAUUUGCUGCUUUGUAUAGAGCAAUCUUGUGCAAGUGUUGAUUUCCCAGGAAUAACCGCAGUAGUAUUCUCAGAAGAACAUACUGUCUUUAAGCUUA